UGCCAACGAAACCACAUACUAUUGAAGGGAAUCCUAAUAGGUUGCAACGUAUACUGAUCUCUCUUGCGCAUUCUUCUUUCCACCAUCUUCCCCUACUCCAAUAUCCCACCGAAGAUGACGUCGCUUUGGGACAACCCGUCUCAGGCUGAGACUGUUGGAUAUUCCUUCCAUCCGUCAACUAGUGGCUCAAUUAGGGAGCACUCGUUUUACCCGUAUACCGACAAUGGUGGCUCUACCUUGGGUAUCGCUGGCUCCGAUUUCACGAUUCUAGCAGGUGAUACCCGGUCCGUCGCUGGCUACAACAUCAACUCUCGCUACGUCCCAAAAGUUUUCAAGAUUGGAGGUGACGAGGAAACUAGUGAAGGGGCAAAUAUCAUUCUGUCUGUUGUCGGUUUUGCGGCAGAUGGCCGGGCUCUCAAAGAGCGGUUAGACACGAUCGUGAAGAUGUACAAGUACCAACACGGAAAGCCCAUGUCUGUCAAAGCAUGUGCUCAGCGAUUGGCGACAAUUCUGUACCAAAAACGAUUCUUCCCGUACUACGUCCAUGCUAUUCUAGCAGGCCUAGAUGAGGAAGGCAAGGGAGCUCUGUACAGCUACGACCCGGUGGGUUCGUAUGAGCGAGUGCAGUGUCAGGCAGCGGGGUCUGCAGCGAGCUUGAUUAUGCCGUUCCUUGACAACCAAGUCGACUUCAAAAACCAGUACAUUCCCGGAAGCGGCGAAGGACUUGCUUUAAAGCCGAAGAAACAAGAGCCUCUGCCCAGGGAGACAGUGGAACAGCUAGUCCGGGAUGCCUUCACCAGCGCAGUGGAGAGACAUAUUGAAGUUGGUGAUGGCUUACAGAUGCUCAUUGUUAGCAAGAGUGGGAUAGAGGAGGUCUAUACCCCAUUGAAGAAGGACUAA
Molecule: messenger RNA, 900 nt
Organism: Monascus purpureus
Lineage: Eukaryota; Fungi; Ascomycota; Eurotiomycetes; Eurotiales; Aspergillaceae
Source: the annotation of a GenBank genome assembly